Molecule: messenger RNA, 3752 nt
Organism: Oncorhynchus mykiss (rainbow trout)
Lineage: Eukaryota; Metazoa; Chordata; Actinopteri; Salmoniformes; Salmonidae
Product: pentraxin-related protein PTX3
Biological process (GO): innate immune response
Molecular function (GO): complement component C1q complex binding
Source: RefSeq, a predicted model, not a curated record
CUGGGGCAUGGUAUAGGCUGGGCUAAGGCUGGGACAGAGCUAGGAUAGGAUGGGCUGGGGGCUGGUGCCGGGCUUGGCUGUGUACUGGGCUGUGCAGAACUAGGGGAAGGAUCUGAGUGUGUUUAUAUAGCCCAAGCAAACCCGCUCUCUGACCCAUUCCCUCUAAGCCAGAGAAUACAACCUUACCAGGACCGCUGGCAAGGGAUUGUUUAGCAUUUAACAAGAGAGAGAGAGAAAGAGAGAGCGAGACAGAGAGAAAGAGAGAAAGAGAGAGAAAACAGAGAGAGCGAUAGUCAGAAAGAGAACAUACACAUAUAGAGGAAGCCAGAGAGAUAGAGUGGUCAACAGGGACAUAUAGGAAGAAAGAUAGAGAUUGAAAGAAAGAGAAAGAGGUUGAGAGAGAGACAGAGAGAGAGAGAGAGAAAGAGUCGAAGAAAUAGGUCUGAGAUAUUUAACACACACUCACAUUUACCUCUCUCUUUACAUACUCACAUUUACCUCUCUCUCUACAUACUCACAUUUACCUCUCUCUCAACAUACUCACAUUUACCUCUCUCUCAACAUACUCACACACAUUGUGAGACAGAGAGAAAGCAGACAAAACUCACCACACAAAGUCUCUGACAGAUAGAUAGACCUCAACACAGACAGACAGACUCUCUGAGACGGACGGACGGCAGGCAGCAUGUUUCUGUGGCGGCUCCCCCAGGCAGCGUGUCUGGUGUCGGUGUGUGUGUCGCUGACUCUUGGGUACGAAGACGAUAUAGAGGUGAACUAUGGUGACAGCUACUUCAACGAGAUCACAGAGGGAGAGCCACUGGAGCCCACAGCUACCCCAGCCCCAGGACCCUGUAAGGCUACAGACAUGACUAAAUGGGACAAGCUCUUCUCCAUGCUGGAGAACUCUCAGAUGAGGGAGAACAUGCUUCUGCAGUUCUCCGAUGACAUCAUCAAGGUGGAAUUGGGGUCGCUGCGUGGAGAGAUGCUAAGGUUCGUGGCUCAGUACGGAGGGGCCUGUGGCGUUGCGGUGGAGACCGCUGGGCGGAGGAUGUCCAUGCAGAUGGAGGCUCGCCUCAGGGAGAGCAUGGAGCAUCUCAGACAGGAUCGAAGCACUGAUGCUGGGAAUUCAGCUGGGAAUAGCCAUCAGGAAAAGCUGUUACAGCAGCUUCUAACUGCAGUGAGGACACAGGCUAUCCAAUUUAUCAAGCUGGAAAACAUCUGCCUGAGUAAUCCAGAGGCUAAGGGGGAAAACUUGCAGCAGGAAGUGGCAUCAGCAGAGAUGCUGGUUGCCGUGGUGACAGAGCUGGCGAAGACGAGGGCAGUGCUAGAGCUCGCGCUCAAGUCGGCACAGCAACGACACCUGCCUGCAGGCUGUGAGACCGCUCUUCUCUUCCCUAUGCGUUCCCGUCGCAUCUUCUCGUCAGUGACACCAGACCUCCCUCUCUCCCUCUCUUCCUUCACCGUGUGCCUGUGGGCCAAGCCCGUCUCCGUCUCCAACAGAACUGUGCUGUUUUCCUACGGAACCAAACGGAACCCCUAUGAGAUACAGCUCCUUCUUAGCGGAACAAGGGCUCUCUUCACCGUGGGAGGAGAGGCUCACCUGGUGGAGGCACGGGGAGUGGUGAAAGGAGGAGGAGUUUGGACCCACCUAUGUGGGGCUUGGAGCUCUGAGCAGGGCAUAGCGUCACUAUGGGCCGAUGGACACAGAGUGGCAUACACACCCGGGGUGGCCGAGGGCCACAUGUUACCGGAUGGAGGCUCACUCCAGCUGGGGCAGGAGAAGAACGACGGUGGGGUCUCUGGAGGGUCAGGUGGCAGUGGGAGUCAGAUGCCUGGGUUUGAGGGAGGCUUCGAUGCCAAGUUGGCAUUCGCUGGGAAGAUGACAGGGGUGAACAUGUGGGACCGUGUGCUGACGGAGGAGGAGAUAUCCCAGCUGGCUUUGCAAGACGGUGAGGGGUGUGAGCAGAGGGGGAAUGUAGUUGGGUGGGGCUUGACGGAGAUUGUGCCUCACGGGGGUGCUCAGUUCAUCAACUAACUCUGAUGACGUUUUCAUCAUCAUCAUCGUUUAAAUCAACUCUAUCAGCUUCAUCAUCAUAAUCCUCAUCAUCUUCAUCAUAAUCCUCAUCAUCUUCAUCCUAAUCCUCAUCAUUUAAAUGAACUAUCAUUUCAUCGUUUAAAUCAACUCUACAUCUUCAUCAUAAUCAUCAUCAUUUAAAUGAACAGUCAUUUUCAUCAUCAUAAUCAUCAUCAUUUAAAUGAACCAUCGUUUUCAUCAUGUAAAUCAUCAUUUAAAUUAACUAUCAUCAUCUUCGUCGUCACCAUUAUAAACUAAUUAUGCUGCCCUAAGACCUGCAGUGCAGAACAGCCCGACCGGCUGAGACUGCAACAACAAUGUGAACAUGAACAACAACACCAGCUCUCUUUAAUGGCUAAAGAGACUGGAGAAGAAUGUGCCCUGUUAGAGGAGUGUUUCCCAUUUAGAGAAGCAGUGGUAACACACACACACACACACACACACACACACACACACACACACACACACACACACACACACACACACACACACACACACACACACACACACACACACACACACACACACACACACACACACACGGUGAGAAGCAUUAGUAUACAUAGUCUAAGGAGUAGAAGUGGAACAAACAUCAUUUACCACAGAUAUAAAGAGAAAAAUGAAAAGGAAAGAACAGAGGUGAGAGAGACAAAAAGAUGCUUUGGGUCAACUGUCACAAAACCAGUCUGCAAGUGUCAUCACUAGAUGGCCAUGCUAGAGAGGACCAAAUUGGCUAUAUCAUCAGCAGUGCAAGUACGUUAGCUGUUUGUUAUUAAUGGAGUGUUAGGGUUAAGGAGUAAGGUAAAUGAGAAAGGGUUGAGGUUUGGGUUAGUUGUUAAAGUGGAAUUUCUGGCUAAAAAAAACACUUUACCUUUGUCCUCUCUAGCAUGGCUAUGUAGUGACAACUAUCUGCAAGCUGCCAUAGGAGGUUUUAAUCAUUCUAUUACCUUAUAAUCUUAUGCUUCCGGCAAAAGUUAAUUUUUUUUCCCAAGCGUUGUUUCCAACUUUGUAUUUAUCAAAGUGUUUACAUUCAGAUGUGAAAAACAUAAUAUUUUUGUUGUUUUGUAUUUUGCUUAGUUUUCCAUACACCCAGAGGUCUUUCCAUACACCACCCAGAGGUCUGUUCAUACACCCAGAGGUCUUUCCAUACACCACCCAGAGGUCUGUUCAUACACCCAGAGGUCUUUCCAUACACCAGAGGUGUUUCCAUACACCCAGAGGUCUUUCCAUACACCCUGAGGUGUUUCCAUACACCCAGAGGUCUUUCCAUACACCCUGAGGUGUUUCCAUACACCCAGAGGUCUUUCCAUACACCCUGAGGUGUUUCCAUACACCCAGAUGUCUUUCCAUACACCCAGAGGUGUUUCUUCUCCUUGAAAUGGGUGCCAAUGGAUGAUGCAAUAAGAUUACUUAGUCCCUGUUUGUUCCGCAUCUCAUUUGAGACAGAAACACUUGAUUUGAAAAGCGGAACUGUGGACAAUUUUUACAGAAUCUGUUACAACGAUCUCUGCUCUUUGUUAACGUAGUAGGCCAAUGUGUAUCAUAUUGUAAAUUGUUUUGUGUUUUUGUCAAGAAGUAAAAAUGAAUGUAUUUUGUAUAUAAAUAUUUUUUGGCAUACAGUAUGACUAAAAAUGGAGAAUAAACGAGAAACGACAAUAAAAUUACAUGUUAACAUUAA